AUGGCAUCUCCAAUUCCAAAGCUCAUGCGAGCCCUUAUUCAACCCAAUGCGGCCGAAACACGCCUGAUCCUUACCCAGUGCGAAGUUCCUGUUCCCGAUAAACGAGCCGGCGAGCACUUAAUUCGCGUGCAUUCCAUCGCUCCCUGCGCAGGGGAGUUACUAUGGCCAAAGAAUUUCCCCCCGCCCAAACCUAGGGAAUUGAUCCCCUGUUAUGACAUAGCCGGAACAGUGGUGGCAGCACCAGAAUCCUCGCCAUUCCGUGUGGGAAACGAAGUAUAUGCACGUACCAACUACUUUCGACCCGGAUGUGCGCGCGAUUAUGCCAUUGGCGUGGUAGAUGAGCUCGCCCACCGUCCGCAACACUUGAGCUGGGUGCAGGCGGCGGCAAUUCCUCUCUCCUCGCAAACCGCUUGGCAAGCAUUGUUUGUCCGCUCAGGGGUGGGAGGCUUUACCAGCGGAGCCUGGAAGGGGAAGCGAGUACUAGUCACUGCAGCAUCAGGCGGCGUUGGAAUUUGGGUCACGCAGCUAGCAAAACUGGCGGGGGCAACUGUUAUCGGUACCUGUGGCCCUGAAAAUGUGGAAUUGGUGCACUCUCUAGGGGCAGUCGAGGUGAUCAACUACCGAACCACGAAUUUGCGGGAGUGGGCGCAAGCGCCGGAGAAAAAGGUGGAUGUGGUAAUCGAUUGCAUUGGCAGGAAAUCUCUGGAAGAUGCGUGGUGGGCAGUCAAGACCGGCGGGAUCCUGCUCAGCAUUUUUCAGCCCCCAGAACAGGUCAAACCCGAGGAAUAUACAGGGACGGGCGUCAACAGUAUUUUCUUCGUGAUGUCGCCCAACAGGGCACACCUUGAGGAAAUCACCAAGUUAGUAGACGAAGGAAAAUGUCGGUCCGUCGUGGAUAGUGUUUGGCCAUUGGAGCAGUUUGAGGAGGCCUUCAAGCGCUUGGAUAGCGGGCAUGCCAAGGGCAAAAUCAUUUUUGAUCUGUCACUGAACAACUAG
Molecule: messenger RNA, 996 nt
Organism: Uncinocarpus reesii 1704
Lineage: Eukaryota; Fungi; Ascomycota; Eurotiomycetes; Onygenales; Onygenaceae
Exons: 1
Coding region: 1-996 (331 amino acids)
Molecular function (GO): oxidoreductase activity; zinc ion binding
Source: RefSeq, a predicted model, not a curated record